UUUUUUUUUUUUUUUUUUUUUAAUACAAAAAAAUAGUAUCAAAUACAAAUCUCAAAAGGAACGGGAAUCACACAAAGCUUGUAUUAUUUUUUUUAGAGUAAAAAAAAAUUUUUUUUUAACAUGUCAAUUGAAACCGAGAGAAAUCCUUGUCCUUAUUGUUCAACACAACUUCAAUAUUGUUAUAUUAGUUUAUCCGAGAAGAUGCUGAUAUGUGCGAAGAAAAAAUGUCCUUUUCCGUUCGAUGUUGAUGAUGUUUCGCCCUACAUUAUAAAAGUUGAUUCUUUGGUAAAUACUAAUAGCUUUGCUGAACCAUCAUCAUCGUCAUCAUCGUUAUCACCAUCAUCACCAUCAUCACCUUCGUCAUCAUCAUCAUCGAGCCUGCUGGACGAAAAAUUUCUUAGUUUAAAAACACCAUCAAAACCUACCUUAAAUUUGACAAAAUCUGUAAAAUCAAAAAGCAAAUCUCAUAAUUCAUCAAGCACCGAAGGAUCUUUACUAAAUCCGAUCAGAUUAUCAAAAACUAAAUCAAAUGGAGUAUUAUCAACUCAAUCAGAAAAAGAAAUUUCUAAUUUGCCUAAUUCAGAAUCUUUCCCAAAUGUGAACAUUGAGAUGUCACCAACUGAAUCUAAUAACUUAUCAACGAACCCAAAAUCUAUUAAUGCAGGAUCAAUCACACAAUCAUUGACUCUAUCAAAUAAUGAAGAACCUCUCAACCCAUUUAAUAAGGUUAUUCCUGAAGAGACCAUUUCAAAUUCGGACAAUAAUAAUACUAUUACCUUGAAGACUUUAGGAGUCACGUUAAAAGUUGAUCAACCAAAUAAAAAUAUAUCACAACCAAAUUCAUCACAAUUCAAUGGAUUAUCGACCGAUACGAUAAAAAAUAAAUUUUCGAUCACAGCUUCAGGUGCUGAUGCUGAUGUUGAUGCUGGCGUUGACGACACUGCUACAACUACUGCUGCCGAGAAAGACUUGAUAUCAUUAUUUAAUAUGAAUGAUUUUCCAGUUACGACCGUUGAAGGAUCAUCAGCAAAUACUACCAAUUAUUUAACAGGAAAUGGUUUGUUAAAUGCUAAUACAACAAGCGAAGUUGAUGGCAGUAAUGCCUUAACAGUUGAAGAAUAUUCAAAAAUGUUAUUUGGACAAUCGGACAUUGAUAUUAAUUUCGAUUUAGAUAACAUGUUACCGAAUUUCAAUACAAUGGACGUAAACAUGCAAGGUAAUGAUGCAAAUAUGGAAAAUAUGGAAAAUAUGGAUAACAUGGAUAACAUGGAUUUGGAUGAAUUAUUUGGAACGUAUGAUUCAUUAGAAUCAAGUAAAAUAUCAGGUAAUGGGAUGAAUUUGGAUUUUGAUUCCUUCAUGGCAAGUCUGGGUGGCGAUCUCGCGGAAGCAGAGAUUCCGAAUGACAUGUCAGGUAAUAAUUUGAACGUAGACUCAAAUACCGUAUUAGUAAAUACGAAUGGAAUGAAUGAAAUUCAAAAUAAUACGGUGAAUGGACAUUUAGAUAUUUAUGCUGAAAUGGUCAAUGGAAACAGUAAUGAAAAGAGUGAAAAUAAUAGUAUGUUAGUAGAUAUGACAUUUAGGAGUGUAAAUGGGCAGAAUGGAUAUCAUGAAAAUAUUGAAAAAAUAAAAGAUGGUGUAAAUGGUGUGGUGGAAGAUGAAGGUAAGAAUGUGAAUGUAGUUGGAAAGACGAUUAACGGAGAUUCCGUUACAUUAAAUAUAGGGGAAAAAGAAGUUGAUCAAAAAAAAGAUUGUGAAACAUAGAUAUAUUUUAUCUAAAAAAAAAAAAUUUUAUAGUUAUUUAAAUAAAAGAAAGAAAAUUAUUUUUUUUAUAUUUAUCCUCGUAUUUAGAUAAUUUCAAUUGAAUGUAUUAUAAGGGAAGCUUAGAGAAAGUUGGUUGUUUUGGAUUAACGCGAGAGAUGAGAAAGAUGAGAAAUAAGAAUUUCUUUUUAUUUUAUUAUUAUUAUUAUUAUUAUUAUCGUUUGUUAAGAAUGGUAGGACUAUAUUAUAAUCCAUUACAGUAUUACGCA
Molecule: messenger RNA, 2027 nt
Organism: Rhizophagus irregularis DAOM 181602=DAOM 197198
Lineage: Eukaryota; Fungi; Glomeromycota; Glomeromycetes; Glomerales; Glomeraceae
Source: RefSeq, a predicted model, not a curated record